Messenger RNA from Fulvia fulva, 1116 nucleotides. Its product is annotated as Ubiquitin fusion degradation protein 1. Gene Ontology annotation, cellular component: VCP-NPL4-UFD1 AAA ATPase complex. Bases 1 to 1116 code for a protein of 371 amino acids. Gene Ontology annotation, molecular function: polyubiquitin modification-dependent protein binding. The record is from RefSeq and is a predicted model, not a curated record. The transcript is spliced from 2 exons. NCBI's taxonomy places the organism in Eukaryota, Fungi, Ascomycota, Dothideomycetes, Mycosphaerellales, Mycosphaerellaceae.
AUGUCGUACUACUACGACGAGACCGAUGCGAUGCAGAUGUACCGCAGCGCCAUGAUGAACCGCGGAGGACGACCACGCCGAUUCGACGAGUACUACCGAUGCUACCCCAUCGCCAUGAUGCCUGGUCCCGAGCGCGACGCUGCGAAUCACGGUGGCAAGAUCUUCCUCCCGGCCUCUGCCCUCGACAAGCUCACACAACUUCACAUCACAUACCCUAUGCUCUUCGAGCUCGUCAACGGUGCGAGGGGUAAGAGCACGCACGCCGGUGUGCUCGAGUUCACAGCAGAAGAGGGACGAUGCUAUCUACCGUUCUGGACCAUGACCGUGCUUGGUCUCGAGCCGGGCGACCUCCUACAGACGAAGAGCACAGAUCUACCACCAGGACAGUUCAUCAAGCUACAACCCCAGAACGUCAACUUUCUUGACAUCAGCGAUCCGAAGGCCGUGCUCGAGACUGCAUUUCGGAACUUCUCGUGUUUGUCGCUUGGUGAUGUCUUCACAUUCUCGUACAACGACACUGUUUACGAGAUAGCAGUACUGGAGGUCAAGCCGAACGUCGACGGCAAGCACUCCAUCAGUGUGCAAGAGACGGAUCUGGAGGUCGAUUUCGCGCCGCCGGUCGGAUAUCAAGAGCCGCAGAAGAACAGUGGGACAAGCACACCACGGAGCAUAGGAUCAACGAUGGCCGGGAAGGGUGGCAUGAUGCAUACAGAGGGAAGCAUGGCGCAGGCGAUCAACUACUCGUCGAUCGCACCGAAUUCUACGGAGGCGGCAAAGGGCGCAGCAUCGGUCAACUUCGGUGGUGCAGGCCAGCGUUUGGUAGCAAAGAAGGGCAAGUCCGCAGUCGCCACACCUACAUCUACACCAGGCACAUCGACACCAGUGACAGGCGCCGCAGGUUCAGUAGGCAUUCCCGGGAUCGGGCCAUCCAAGACGGCUAAGAGACGUAAUGGACCUCAGCCACUCCGGUUACCUCCUGGAAAGCUAUUCUUCGGCUACGAGAUCAAGCCACUCAAAGACAAGGAUGCUGAGCAGAAUGCCGCAGAGCAGGAUAAGAAGCUUUUCUUCUCAGGUGAGGGCCAGACCUUAAGAAAGAAGAAGGAUCAGAAGCCUUGA